AUGUUGCUUUCUAAUGAAAGGGAUGAGGAGAUUUUGAAGGAUGUAUGGGCUAGUUUGGAACCCCCUAAGGUGGAAGUUUUUGCAUGGGUUGCCUCUUCGUUCUUUGAGGUGUGUAAUUCUUGUUCUAUUGAAGUGGCAAAAAAGAAAGUGUGGAAGGUAAAGAGAGGAAUCUACUUUAAUGGCGACUUUACCUCAAUCUUAAUAUCUCUCAUAAGAGGGUUUUACCUUAGUGAAGAGUUGGUUGUUUUGAAAGAAGAAAAUAUGGAUUUUAAUGGAAACAAUUCAUCCACUGAGAAGAAGACCUUGACAAAACAACAAGCAUAUUCACUUCUCUCAUCCCUUUCGUUAUGUGCUGAAAAAAGUCAAGAAUUAUUGUCAAAGGUGCAAUCUUCUCAUGCAUCACUGUUGGCAUUGGCUUUGGGUACUACUAUAUGUCCUUCUAAGGUUGUUCCUUUGUCGAAUCAGAGCUGUGAGAUUCAAUCGGUUGUUUUAGAAGUGUUGGAUUCUCUAAGGAAAGCCAAGGGUGUGGUCAAUGAUAUUAUGGGGUCUAAUGCUAUAUUAGGAUCAAACCAAUCUGCUUUGCUUUCACUUAUCAAUCGACCAAGCCAAGUUCCACCCCCUUUAGGUAUUAAUCAAGGUGCACUUCCUUACCCCAAUAUUAUUCCUCAGCAAAAUCAAGCUAGGCUUCCUUCUUUUAGCUUAAAUAGUUCUCCAAUGACUAAUGCACCUGGAGUUCCUUCUCUCAAUUAUCUUCAUCGACCAUACCAAGCUGCUUUUCCUCCUCCAAGUGUUCAUCCGCAGAAAAAGGCUGCAAUCACCCAUCCUUUUAGUAUUCCUCAACAAAACCAAGCUACACCUCUUCCUUCUUGUAGUAAGAUUGAACCAUAUCAUAUAGAUUUUCCUUCUAGCGCACAAACUAUGGAAUAUAUACUGAAUCUCACCAAGCCAGGAACAAAUGUUGCUAGCACAUCAUCAGCAAUGCCAACAAAAAAGAGAGCCUUGGAAACGUUAUAUGGUUCCAACAAUAAGCUUCCAGAAAGACUUGACCAUUUGGAACCUAAGCUAAUCCAGCAAAUUGUGUCUGAGAUUAUAGAUCAAGACACCAUUGUCAAGUGGGAUGAUAUUGCAGGGCUUGAGCAUGCUAAAAAUUGUGUGCAUGAAACUGUUUUGUGGCCUAUACUAAAUCCGAAAAUAUUUCAAGGUGUCUGUUCAGUAAGAAAAGGAGUUCUCCUUUUUGGUCCACCAGGAACAGGUAAAACAAUGAUUGGAAAAGCCUUAGCGGGAGAAAUGAAAGCAACAUUUUUCAACAUAUCUACUGUUUCAUUGGUAAGCAAGUGGCUUGGUGAUGGUGAAAAGCUUGUUAGAACACUCUUUGGGCGGUCAUCAAUCACUGAGCAUGAAUCCAUCAGGCGACUUAAAACACAAUUUUUGGUCGAAAUGGAAGGCAUUGAUUCUGGAAGUGAGCAAAUCAUAGUCAUUGGAGCAACAAAUAGGCCUCAAGAUCUUGAUGAAGCAGCGCGUAGGCGACUUAACAAGAGACUUUACAUUCCCUUGCCUACUUCUGAAGCCAGAUCACACAUUGUUCUUAACACAAUGGGCAAAAAUGGUGGAAACAUACUUGAAAAACAAGACCUUGAUCUCAUAUGCAACUUAACUGAUGGAUAUUCAGGAUCAGACAUGAAAAACUUAGUCCAGGAAGCUAUGAUGGGUCCAAUAAGGGAAGCAAUUAAGGAAGCUAACAAUGGAAAAGGUAUUUGCGAAUUGAAGCCUGAGGAUUUGAGGCCGGUUUCUUUCAAGGAUUUCAAAAAUGCUUUGAAAGAAGUGAGGCCUUCUGUUUCCAAGCAAGAACUUGUUGCAUAUGUUGAAUGGAAUGCAAAAUUUGGGAGCAUGUUGGUUUAG
Messenger RNA from Theobroma umbraticum, 1899 nucleotides. The record is from RefSeq and is a predicted model, not a curated record. NCBI's taxonomy places the organism in Eukaryota, Viridiplantae, Streptophyta, Magnoliopsida, Malvales, Malvaceae.